AUGCUCAAACCCAAACCCCGCCAACUCGCUCUUCAAAACCUCAACCCCCACACCCAAAACCAAUUCCUAUCCCACACGGGAAAGCUCCUGCACCUCUUGAAACAAUGCCUCUCCAUCAAAGAGCUCAAACAAAUCCACACCCAAAUGCUCAUCAACUCCAUCCACAAACCCAACUUCCUCCUCCCCAAACUCAUCGACUUCCAAGACUUCCCCUACGCCUCCACCCUCUUCUCCCAAAUCCCCGAACCCAAUUCCUACGCUUUCAACGUCAUGCUCCGCGGCCUCACAACCACCUGGCACAAGUACCCACUUUCUCUUCACCUCUAUUACCGAAUGAAGUCUCUGGGUCUUUCCCCGGACAACUUCACCUUCCCAUUUCUCUUCAUUGCGUGUUGGAAUCUCUCCGAGAUUCGUCACGGCCGUGCCGGGCAUUCUUCGGUGGUGAAGACCGGGUUUGGUAGUGACGGACAUGUUUGUCAUUCUAUGAUUACCAUGUACUCGAUGUGUGGGGAGUUGGGUUGUGCACGCAAGGUGUUUGAUGAAAUUCCCCAGAGAGAUUCGGUGUCGUGGAACUCGAUGAUUUCCGGGUAUGGGAAGAUGGGGCGUGCACAGGACGCGGUGGGGUUGUUUGGGGAAAUGAGGGAGGCUGGGUUUGAGCCGAAUGAGAUGACUCUGGUGAGUGUUCUCGGGGCGUGCGGGGACCUUGGGGAUGUGGGGUUGGGGCAGUGGGUGGAGGACUUUGUUGUUGAGAAGAAAUUGGAGCUGAAUUCUUAUUUGGGGUCUGCGUUGAUUGGGAUGUUUGGGAAGUGUGGUGAUUUGUGUUCAGCCAGGAGGGUUUUUGACAGUAUGAAGAAGAAGGACCGUGUCACUUGGAAUGCCAUGAUUACAGGGUAUGCUCAAAACGGAAUGUCAGAUGAAGCAAUGGUGCUCUUUGAUGGCAUGAAAGAAGCAGGUGUUAUCCCUGAUAAAAUUACAUUGGUUGGAAUGUUGUCUGCAUGUGCCGCAAUUGGUGCUCUAGAUAUGGGGAAAUGGAUAGACAAAUAUGCAUCUGAAAGGGACUUUCAACAUGACAUAUAUGUUGCUACUGCGUUAGUUGAUAUGUAUGCUAAGUGUGGCAGCUUAGCCAAUGCACUAAGAGUUUUUGAAGACAUGCCCCAGAAAAAUGAGGUUACUUGGAAUGCCAUGAUAUCUGCCCUUGCUUUUCAUGGGAGAGCGUGUGAAGCAAUAUCCCUAUUUGAGCGUAUGACAGUAGAAGCUGGGACUGCUCGGCCAAAUGACAUCACGUUUGUCGCAGUACUUUCUGCGUGUGUUCAUGUUGGACUAGUGGAUGAGGGUCGUCGACUUUUUGAUCUAAUGAGCUCAUCAUUUGGGCUGAUUCCGAAAGUAGAGCAUUAUUCAUGCAUGGCAGACCUUUUGUCACGAGCAGGACGCGUGCAUGAAGCUUGGGAUCUCGUCAAGAAAAUGCCUGAAAAACCUGAUGAAGUUACCCUGGGAGCGUUGCUUAGUGCCUGUCGGAAAUGUGGAAAUGUAGAUGUCACUGAACAGGUAGUUCAGCUGCUUCUAGAAUUGGAGCCUUCAAACUCUGGAAACUAUAUUAUCUCAUCAAAUAUCUACAAGGGCUUAAAAAUGUGGGAUGACUCAGCAAGGAUGAGAGUGUUGAUGAAAAAAAGGGGUGUCAGCAAGACUCCUGGCUGUAGCUGGAUUGAGACAGAGAUUCAACUUCAUGAGUUUCACGCUGGUGAUAAUUUAGUAGAGAUCUCUCACGUACUAAAAGUAUUAUAUGAAGAUUUAAAGGAUGAAGGUUACACACCAAACAUUAAUGCUCUCUAGUGAAAAAAUGAUUAAAAAAAGUGCUAUACAUCCUGACAACUGAUCGGCAUGCUUAACAAUUUGGGGCAGCUUUUCAGUUUGGACAUGCAUAGAAAUGGAUAUGCACAUGACUGUGGAAGUGGAACUUGAACAAACACUGCUCUGAUAUUUAGAGCUUACAGGUAAGUAUCUAUGUUUUCAAGCUAAGAGAUGUUGCAAUUACUUGGAAGAGUGCAAAGCAUACCUCGAGUACAAGUUUUAUAUAUAUUCAAGCACAAGAGGUUAUGAAAACAUUUGUACAGGUUAUGGCUCAAGAGGUUCCUAGUGCAGAAUAAUACAGUAGAAACUAUUAUUAAGAACAACAAGAGGUUAACCAACUCUGUAUUUUACUAAGAACAACAGGAGGUUCUCAAGAGGUUAUGGCCCUUAAAGAUUCUCUGUAUUUUACUAAGAACAACAUGAGGUUAACCAACUGGAAGAACAUAAAUUUGAAGUACUAAAUGAUCAAGACUAACACAGUUCCAGUUGGUCUCUACCCAUAUGUACGUAACCUUAAUUUUUACUAAAUUAUUAAGU
Molecule: messenger RNA, 2385 nt
Organism: Fragaria vesca subsp. vesca
Lineage: Eukaryota; Viridiplantae; Streptophyta; Magnoliopsida; Rosales; Rosaceae
Product: pentatricopeptide repeat-containing protein At2g34400-like
Exons: 4
Coding region: 1-1830 (609 amino acids)
Biological process (GO): RNA modification
Molecular function (GO): protein binding; RNA binding
Source: RefSeq, a predicted model, not a curated record